Molecule: messenger RNA, 765 nt
Organism: Morus notabilis
Lineage: Eukaryota; Viridiplantae; Streptophyta; Magnoliopsida; Rosales; Moraceae
Product: 50S ribosomal protein L18
Exons: 2
Coding region: 92-649 (185 amino acids)
Biological process (GO): translation
Cellular component (GO): ribosome
Molecular function (GO): structural constituent of ribosome; 5S rRNA binding
Source: RefSeq, a predicted model, not a curated record
AACAGGCCAAGUAAAAAAAGGAAGGAUUUAGGAUAUUACAUUGAAGAACCUCUUUCUCUAUUCUUUUUUGGGACGUCAAAAGGAGUCAGCCAUGGCAUUGCUAUCAGCUCCACCAUCCUCAUCUCUGCUCAUCAAUGGCUCAUUUACAUGUUCAUCACCCAAACCCACAUCCCUUUCUUGGGCUUCUUCCUUUCCCAAGCUUCCCAUCUCCUCGAUUUCUAUCGCAAAAUCUAUUCCCACUCUCUAUAAGGAUUCUUUCAUUCAAGCUGCUUGGACUCGAAGAUCUCGAGGAGAGGCUGCAAAAAGACCUAGCAGAAAAUCAUGGAAGCAAAGGACAGACAUGUAUAUGAGGCCAUUUUUACUAAAUGUUUUCUUCUCAAAGCGAUUCAUUCAUGCGAAGGUGAUGCACCGGGGCACCAGCAAAGUUGUAUCAGUUGCUACCACAAAUUCUAAGGAUUUGAGGUAUUCACUAAAAUCACUUACGGAUAACAGCGCCUGUAGAGUUAUAGGUAAUCUGAUUGCAGAGAGGUCCAUUGAAGCUGAUGUAUAUGCGAUGGCAUAUGAGCCCAAGAAGGACGAGAGAAUCGAGGGCAGGCUUGGAAUUGUCCUUGACACCAUCAAAGAGAACGGUAUCAUAGUUGAUGUAUGAAAAGGACUUCCCCCCCAUAAGACUUCUUUUUUUCCCAUGCCUAAAUGAUAAUGCACUAAAUUUGGCUUCUCCAAGAUAUGCUAAAAGGACUAUUGCUGUUCUCAAGUAUCUUUCAG